This is a messenger RNA of Lethenteron reissneri (Far Eastern brook lamprey), 8869 nucleotides long. RefSeq names its product zinc finger ZZ-type and EF-hand domain containing 1 (gene ZZEF1). Lineage: Eukaryota; Metazoa; Chordata; Hyperoartia; Petromyzontiformes; Petromyzontidae. Gene Ontology annotation, molecular function: zinc ion binding. The record is from RefSeq and is a predicted model, not a curated record.
AUGAGCCCUCACAUCUCCUCGGUCCUGUGGAGGCCCCACACCAAACAAACCUCCCCCCGCCCAUCCCCGUGGGUUGGCCGCCGCCCGUCAGCGCCUGUCACUGAAACAGCGCGGCCGCCUUCGUCUCUCUCCCUCCGCUGUCUGCUCGCACGUCCCCCCGUCCCGUCAUGGGCUCCUCAGAGAGCGCGCUUACCGCCCGCGCAGACAGCCGCCGUCCCCGCUGCCGCCGCAGCCGCCGCCGCUGCGGGUGGCAGCGCGGCCCGGGCCGAUGGGGCGACGCGGCCGCCAAAAGCGAAGACGGACGAGGCCGCCUCGCCCGCCGGCGGCGGCGGCGGCUUCCCGGCACUGGACACGAACUCGGCCCGCCGCGCUCUGCGGCUGAAGGACGCGAGCGGCCUGCGAGGCGGGCGGUCCGUGUCGCAGCAGCUGCUGUUCGCGAUAGGCCGCGAGUACGGCGUGCGCAACCUGCUGGACGAGGCCCUGGGACGUGGCCGCGUCGCCCUGCCGCUCCGGGAGAUCCUCGGCCGCUGCAGGAGCGUGGAGCUGGACCGGGUGCAGAUGAGGGACGUGGAAGAGGCGUUGAGCAGCUUUGACCUGGAGCUGGAGGGACGCGUGGACAUACAGGCCCUGUACGGGGCCAUGAUGCUGGCGUACGAGACGACGUCGCUGGGAGAGAAGGAGCGCGCCAUUGCCAUGCUGAGCCGCGCCACCUUCUCCACCGGCCUAGUGGACGUGUACGGGAAGGACUGCACCACCACGUUCCGGGAGGAGCUGGUGGGGCGCAUGGCGCAGGCCCUGUGGCAGCACCGCGUGCCCGGCGACCACGUGGCUCCCCGCGGCCCUGGCUCUCAGUGGGCCCCGGCCACGGCCGCCGAGACGCUGUGGCUCGUGCGCUCCACGCUGGUGCAGGAGACCUUGGCGCAGGCCGAACUCGACCAGGCCGAGGAUGAUGCUUGGGCCAAGUUAAUGGAAGGGGACGGUGACCCUAGCGCCGACGAUGAUGAUGCUUCCACCGCUGGUGCUGGGAGGAGGAGAGGGAGGAGGCUGCUGACCCAGUGCUUCAGCCGCCUGGAGGCUUCGUGCAACAACUUGACACUGGACAACCUGACGGAUGGGACACUGCAGACCUUUUGGAAGACUGAGCAUAGCUUAUCCAUCGGGAUGUGGCCGUGGCCCGGUGUGGUGCUCACGCGCCUGGCCAUCGGCGUGGUGGCAAGCGACGGCUCCAGCAUACCGGCCAAAGUGGAGGUGCUGGCGGGAAGACCGGGGCGCCUGGAGCCCGUCACCUCCACGCUCGUCCCCUUUGCCAGCACGGGCUACGUGGAGUUACUGCAGGGGAAGGAGAUCACCGCAGAGGUGGUGAAGCUGGAGAUAGUGCAGAACUCAUUCCCGGAGGGCCGCAUGAGGGUGCGAGGGCUGCUGGUGGGGGGCCACAUGGGGGGCCCGGGCCCCCUCUCCAAGGCCAUCGAGGCUGUGACAGCACACUGUGUGGUCACGCUGGCGCUUCAGGCGUCGCAGAGCGCCGAACAGAGCAUCGACGCUGCCCACGCACUUGCCACCCAGCUCCGCUCGGCGCUGCGGCAGCUGCCUCCGCUCGCGCUGCUGCCGGCCAUGGACCUUGCGCCAGACGACGCCGUGGCUUCCGCUCUGCACCGACUCGGCGAGCUGCUCCGCACGUUACACAGGCGCCGUCCCGACGGGGAGGUGAAGCUGGAUGUGCUGGCGCUGGCGCUGGCGCGUGGCAACGUGGCCCAUGCGCUGCAGGGACUGGCGCUUGUGGUGCAGAGCGAGCGCCAGGAGUUGGACGCGGGGUGGGCGCUUACGGCGCUGCGCUCCGCGUUGGCCGGGCACACUCGUCGCGUCUGCAACCCCCUGCCUCUACGGCUGCUUUGCUGGUCAUUUGGGGACAGUGGCCCGAUCUCGGACACCGACGACCUCCUCAUCGGACCUCUCAACGUCGGAGCGCUACAGGCAGGCGAGCAGGACAUGGCAGCCACGGUGCUGCUCGCCGCUCCUCAGGGCUUCAGGGCCCAGGCCGUGCGCCUGCACGUCCAGAUCACGGCCAACGACUACGGCUACCCGGGGCUGUGCCUGGUGUUUGCGCUCGACGGUGCGGACGGCCCCGACGGCGGCCCGCUCUCGGCCGCGGAGCUGCUGCAGCGCUACUCGGAGUGCGACGCGUGGAAGCCCGCCGCCGUGACGGACGCCUCCAGCAAGAGGGAGCAGGGCGUGUGGCCGUACAGUGAUCUGAUUGGCUGGACCGUGGUGCGAGAUUCCUUCACCGACUCUGACAUAUACGUGGAGCUGGAGAUGCCCCUACCCAAGAAGUUCAUCCUCAUCAAGUACCUGUGCCCGCACGGUAGCACGGGGAUCAAAGUUCAGGGGUCACGGCUCCACGGCUCCCUGAGGUCGGAGAGUGAGUGCUGGCCGCUGGGACCGCCAGGCUGGGUGGACGGGAGGCCCCUACGGAGCGCCGAGCUCGUGGAGGCCACGCUGAGGUUCCUGCUGCUGGUUCAGGACGACCUGGGCGCCAUGAGUGAGCGUGACCCCUGCCCCUUCCUGGACGUGUCUGACCUCACGAUUGAGCCCUUCUGGCUGCUCUACAGCAAGCUGCUGCCCAGCCACUCUGCGGAGAGCACCGCAGCUCGCAUCAUCCUCCUCCGCCUCCUGCGCUGCCUGGCGCCCGUCCUGGCUACCCACGAUCUCGCGGGGCCCGACAAAGGGGCGGCACGCGCCUGCCUUGCCGAGUUCUACCGGCACCUGUGCGACGCUGUGGACAAGGCGGCGUUGCCGCCUGGGAAGCCGCAGGAGGAACUGGCGAAGAACGAGGGGCCACUGAAGGAGCUGCAGGCUGCGGAGCGGCGGCAGGAGGAGGAGACGCUGGGCGAUGCCACCGCUGUUUUCUUCCCGGGGGAAGAAGCGCGAGAGAAGCUCUUCACGAUGCUGGGUGCCCCAUCGCGGGACGAGGAGCGGCUGCCCAAGUCCGUGUCGCUCACCCUGCGCUCCCUCUGCAGUCGCUUCAGCAGGUUUCCCGAGUUGCUCUGCCCACUGCCUCCCCCAUCGGCGACGCAGUCCCAACGCUCGGAGCCACUGCUGAGGGUCAUCCACACGCUCCUCGACCUCGCGCAGGCACAGCAGGAGAGCGGGCGCCGCUGGCACGAGCCAUCCGCCCUGCUGCAGCUGCUGGUGGAGGUGCAGCGCCAGCACAUGAGCUGGUGCCACCUGGCGCUCAAGGGCGGCAACCAAGGGGUGGCCGAUGUGGCCCGGGCUGUGAUGCUGGCGUACGUGAAGAGGCAGGUGGUGAUGGCGGUCGCUUCUCUCACCGCCCUCGCUGCUUUGCCCUCGGACCGAUUCGCGGACUCCGUGAGCCACCUCCAGCACUCGUUUGUUGCCGUGGCAACCAGGCACCUGCUCGCAUUCCUGCUGGAGCUGGUGGAUCUGGAAUUCUCGUGCACGCUGCAGCAAGAGCUGAUGCCGUUGGUCACCUGCCUGUUUGAUCUGGCCAAUCGGCACAAGGGAUACUUCAAGGAGUGUGAGGAGCAGGAUGCUGGUGGUGGUGGCGGUGAGUCGGUGGUGCUGGGCCGCUGGCUGGUGGAGUUCCCCACUAACGCCGCCACGUUCCUCUGCCCCGGCGCCCACUCCUUCACCAUCGAGUUCGACAAACACUCGCCCACGUAUUGGAACAGUUGCAUGGAGUUCAUGGACGGCCACGGCGCGUAUCUGCGCUUCUCCGACAAUUACAACGAGGAGCAGCUGCUGAUGGGGGUGACGAUGAAGUGCGGGCCCACGCUGGUCUUUCAGCAGCACGGCAGCGAGAUGUACUACCGCUUCACGGUGACGGCUCGUGGGGCACCGCACCACCGGCCCGUGCCCUGGCUGCACGAUCUGCACCUGCUGAGCCUGCGCCUGCUGGGCAGGCUGCACGGAGCGGAGGUCGCCACCACGGUGGAGAGGGCCCCAGCAGCUGCCGGCGAGAGUGGGAAGCAGAUGCCGUGCAUGCUGGGAGCUCUGGGCGCGACGUACUGGUCGGAGGCGCUGCACCUCGCGGGAGUGGAAUACACGGCCGCUCCGGCGGACAAGCAAGUUCACGAGCUGCUGCUGGCGCUGGCGUCGGCGCACGGCUCCAAGGCGGCGCUGGCGCUGCUUUCGGCGUGCGAGGGGGGUGCCGCUCGUGGUAGCGCUGGUGGUGCUGGCGCCACCGACACCAUCGAGGUGGCCACGCGCGCCGUCCUCGCGGCGUUGCUGCACCACACGCGGCCGCUGCAGCAGCAGCUCGCACCGUACGCAGCGGGUGAGGUGGCGCCGGCGGUGGUUACCGAGGACCUGCGCUGGAUUUACGCUCAAGCCCGCACCGUCCGGAGCUGGCUGCUGGCACAGAGGCAGGAUAGCAUUGUGGAGCUUGUGGAGGAGAGUGGCGUGGAGGAGGGUGGCGAGAAGGAGGGUGGCGAGAAGGAGGAUGCCAAGAAGGAGGGUGGCGAGAAGGAGGGUGGCGAGAAGGAGGGUGGCGAGAAGGAGGGUGGCGAGAAGGAGGAUGCCAAGGAGGAGGAUGGCGAGGAGAAGGGUGGACAGAAGUUGGACUCCUUGGCCGAAAUAUCCAUCCGCAAAUGCCUCUUCCUGCUGAAACUGCCGCCCGUGAACUUCGACCCCAGCUGCGAUUUUAUUUCGGGCGUCCGUAAUGCCGCCGAAGACUCGUGCGAGGACUCAGCCUCGGGCAGUGCAGGCGCUGCCCACGUCCGCCCUGCCGUCCGCGAGGAGAGCCUCUACCCCUGGGUUGGUGACAUCCUGGCCUUCGUCAAGGACAAGAAGGCGACCCCGGACGGUGUGCUGCAGGCGGUGACACAGCAGGCAGCCUUGGCGCAGAAACGCGCGGCGUCCCUGGCGCGCGUCAAUGGCAGCCUGCGCUCGGCUCUCUACGAUCUCGAGAUGGUGGCCCCGGCGCUCGCCUACCUGCAGGGCCUGCUUGCUCAUCAGCUCGCGCUGCCGCGGUACCCACUUGAGGGGGUGAGGACGUGUGGGCCGGAGCUGGCGGCCGCCAUGCAGGAGCGGUACCGCGAGCUGCUCGGCACCCUCACGCAAACGCUGCGACUGCCAUCGCUGCACGCCGACAGCUCGCGCGUGGCGCUGGCUACGGCCGCCCUGCACCUGCUGUGCCUCGACUGGGAGCCCAGCGAGGCCUCGCUGCUCAUGGAGGCCGAACUCCCCGAGAUCCUCGUCGGCAUCGCCCUCGGGACCACCGCUACCGUCCUCUCGCUGCCAUGCGAGUCGGCAGACGCAGCGGAGGAGCUGGCUGCCUGGGAGAAGGAGCAGCGCUGGCUCCAGGAGUUCUCGUCCGACAGCGCCGAUUGGCUCCGCCAACUCCACGAUGCCAAGCCGGACAAGUGCAAGAAGGCGUUUCUGGUGAAGUACGGGGAGCGGCUGCACCGCGAGACCCUCUGCAGCGCGUGCCGUUCCCUGCCGCUGCACGGCUGCUUCCGCUGCCUGCAGUGCACCGACUGCACCCUGUGCAUCGACUGCUUCGUCGGCGGGGUGAAGCCCAGCGGCCACGACUCGUCGCACGAGCUGCUGCGCCUGGAGGCGGCGUGCGCGUCGUGCAGGGGCCUCCUGCUGCGCAGCCGCGUCUCCUGCUUCUCCUGCCCCGGCCUCUUGCUCUGCCUGGGCUGCCAGACCCACAGCAAGUUCCCUCCUGGGCACACGGCGCAGCACGCGGUGGACACGGAGCACUCCGCGGUGUUCCUUACGAGCGACGAGUCGGGCUGGCCCUACCUGCAGACGCUCGCCUGGCAUGCGCUCUCCGUGCUCGCGCUCAGGGGCACUCCCAGCGGCUUCGCCUCCCGGCUCCCCGCGCCCUCCGCCCGCUGUGCUCAGCUCCUCAUCCAGCGCUUGCGCAGCACGGGCGAGGAGGAGGAGGAGCACGGGGACGAGGCGGCGGCACUCGUGCGCCAGAGCCGGCAGCAGAGGAUUCUGGGACUGCUGGCAGCCAUGUUGCCACCACCCACGGAGCCGCUCCCCGAGGCGCUGUCUCCGCUGGUGCCGCUGCUGCUCGACGCGGUGUCCCCCAGGAGCGGCUGGCGCUCGGGGCCCGGGCUUCCCCACAUGGCGCUGGCGCUGCUGGGACGCACGCUGCCCUUCGUGGCGCCGGCGCAGGCCGACUCUGCCACGGCGGUGAGGGCGGCGGCGGCAGCGACGACGACGGCGCAGUCGGCCGCGCCGUCGCCGCCGGACGGAUGGGCGGCCCUCGCUCACCUCAUCGGCCUGGGGGCCACCGUCACCAACGGGACUGGCCGGCUGGACUGGGCUAGCGCCAUCACUGCUAUUCUACACGCGCUCGCAGCGCAGCCCCGCUGGAGCCCAGCGCUCUGCUCGUUCUGCAGCGACCGUCUCUCGUGUCUGCCCAGCGACCUCUCCUGGGACAACAUCAGCUACCUGCUCUUAACGGCCAUCCCGAGCGAGCUGCGCGUGCUGGGUUUGGGCGUGCGAGCCCAGCGGGAGGACGCGAGCGGCCAUCGGCAUGACGUCGUCGCGGUCAGGCGUUUCACGGAGAAGCGGGAGAGCGUCGUAGUGGAUUGUCGCACGCGCCUCUUCUGCAAGGUGGACGACGACUCGCUGAAGCUGGCGCCGCAGGGACGGGCCCCGCUGGACGUGGUGAUGGCGGCGCCGGGCGUCAGCGAGCACACCGAGCGGCUCCUCCUCUUCACCGGCAUCGCCGGCCUCCUGCUGCAGCGGGCCGGCAAGCCGCCCUCUCUGCCGCAAAGGAUUGUGGGAGCGACGGAGGGGGUGGCGCUGAGCUACAACGAGUCCCUGGUGCUGGCCCUGAGCCUCAAGGCAAUCCUGCACCUGCUGCAGAGCUCACAGGACGGUGAGGCGCAGGGCGAGGCACUGGCCGCCAUCUUCCGAUCCAGCCUCCUGCCGCAGCUGGGGCCGCUGGCGCUGAGGGGCACGGGGUUGAGCUCGGCCUGGCUCCUGCCCGAGCUCCAGAUGCUAUCCCUGAUGCAGUACCUCGGAGAAGGAGACCCCAGUGAAGGGGGGGACCCCGGUGUAGGGGACCCCGGUGUAGGGGACCCCGGUGUAGGGGAUCGCGGUGUAAGGGACCCCGGUGUAAGGGACCCCGGUGUAAGGGACCCCGGUGUAAGGGACCCCGGUGUAAGGGACCCCGGUGUAAGGGACCCCGGUGUAGGGGACCCCGGGAAUUCUCCAGUGACCCCCUCGGCCCAGCCUGCGGAGGAGCAGGAUCCCAAGGGGAGACCACAGGGAGAUGGGGUGGAGGAGGAGGAAGACGAUGAGGAGGUGGACAGUGCUGGUGCGAGUCCUGAAGACCCCCUGGAGAACCUGCCGGAGCCCACCAAAGUCUUACUCAAGCUGUGCCGGGAUUCUCUGGGCGCCGAGCCGCAUGACCUGCGAGCGCUGUGGGAGCGCCACUCCGGCCCGCUCCACUCGUUCGCACUCGAGCUGCACAAACAGUUGGGGGGCUCAUCGCUGACGGGGGGGGAGGAGGAGGGCAUGGCGCGGGCGGCUCCUGUCGAUGCCUCGGCCCCCCAGGUGCCCUGGGAAACCCACUUGGACCGCGGCGCCGUGGUGCUGCCCGCCAAGCCGGUGCCGGGGGUAUGCCGCCGGGUGGUGCCCUACAACGCCGUGGCGGCCGUGCCGGUCGCGGUGUGCAGUGAGGAGCCGGUGCUCACCGCGACGGCGGGCAAGAUCGUCCGCCAGCGCAGCGCCCAGCUCCUGCAGCAGGCCCUGCAACCACGCAAGGGGGCGACUUCGGGCUCCACCGCGGGGUCCUCCCGCUCGCAGAUCACCCACGCCUUCGCCACCCUGUGCGCACGUCACAUGAUCUCGCACCUGCUGUGCCACUGGUCGGCCUUCGGGGUCCGAGCCGUUCACGAAGCGCUGGGAUUGGCCGAGCCGAGUCACAUGGCCUACCUGCUCGAUAUACUCCUGAAGCAAGAUGGCCCGGAGAAGCUUCAGAAGAUACUGGAGGAGGUGGUGCCACACUGCGACCCUCCCCUGCUGGAGGCCCUGGCGCUUACUGCCGCUCGCUUCCUGGCGGAGCCCGUGGUGGUGCAGCGCAUGCGGGAAUCGCCGCACCCCUACCCAAGCGAGUACAAGCGUGAGGAGAGUCUCUACUUCCCGGGGGCGGCGUUCCUGUCAGUGUGCCUGCACCCGUGCUGCAGCACUGGCUCCACCAACGACCAGCUCAUCGUCUCCACCGUGCCAACCCACGACCUUCACCGCCACGAACGCUGCGGCCCCGCAGACUACUGGGAGCCCUUCAGCAUCGCCGGGGACAUGCUGUGCUACAAGUUCACAGGCAGCCGGCAGCAGGACUGGGGCUAUCAGUUCACGGUGGUGGCCAAGUCCUACGGACUUUUCUACGCAGGCUUCGCCAUCCUGCGAGCGGUGGCGCCGCUGGUGCCCCGAGUGGCCGGCGAGCUGUGGGCCUGGGUGGCGGCCGCGGCGUGCGGCCACACGGGCGAGCAGCGGCUGCAGGCCGUGCACCUCCUGCAGGGGCUGCUGGAGAUGCUGCAGCACGAGCGAGGGACCUGCCACCUGCUGCACCUGCGCCCGCUCUGGAGCUUGCUGUUGGAGCUGGAGGAGCGCGGCACGGGGGACGGCGCCGGCUGGGAGCACCGGGAGCAGGAGGGGAGCGUGCCGCUGAGGCGCAGGCUGCUCCCCCAGCUGCAGAGGGCGCUCACCGAUCUGUUCUACAUGGCCGAGAGAUGCGCCCUGGAGCAAGGCGUCGAGGAGGAGUACCUGCGCAUCAUCUGCGCGGAGGAUUCUGCCAAACCCGGCGACGUCGCGACCACGACCUCCGCCACAACCGCCGUGGCAUCAUCGUGAAGAGGCAUCGUGCUGCGUGCACCCCCCCCCCCCC